Molecule: messenger RNA, 2491 nt
Organism: Sipha flava (yellow sugarcane aphid)
Lineage: Eukaryota; Metazoa; Arthropoda; Insecta; Hemiptera; Aphididae
Gene: IKKepsilon
Product: serine/threonine-protein kinase TBK1
Exons: 4
Coding region: 210-2417 (735 amino acids)
Biological process (GO): peptidyl-serine phosphorylation
Cellular component (GO): cytoplasm
Molecular function (GO): protein serine/threonine kinase activity; ATP binding
Source: RefSeq, a predicted model, not a curated record
CAUCAAUUAUUAUUGAAACUUGAAACACUAGGUUAUUUUCACUAAUUUUAUUCAUAUUUCAUUGAAUAUAAUACAAGCCGUAGAAGGUCAUUUGUAUGUCUUCUAGGAACGUCAAAUUCUGCAGACCGUGACCAAUGAUAUUGUCACUAUAGCGCGCGGAUUCAAGAGAAAGUGAACAGUGUUCUUAGCACGGUUGUCUUAAAAUAAUCAUGUCAUUUUUACGAGGAUCCACGAAUUAUGUUUGGUGUACUACAAGUGUGCUUGGAAAAGGUGCAACUGGUGCAGUUUAUCAAGGUGUUAAUAAACACAAUGGAGAACCAGUGGCUGUUAAAACUUUCAAUCAGCUAAGUCACAUGCGACCUUUAGAUGUACAAAUGCGUGAGUUUGAAGUGCUAGAGAAGGUUAAGCAUGAAAACAUAGUCAAGCUGUUGGCUAUUGAAGAAGAACACGAGAGUCGUGGAAAAGUCAUUGUUAUGGAGCUAUGUACAGGAGGGAGUUUGUUUACAAUACUUGAUGAUCCAGAAAAUACAUAUGGAUUACAGGAAGAUGAGUUCUUAUUAGUUUUAGAACAUCUUACAGCUGGCAUGAAACAUUUACGUGAUAAUAAUUUAGUUCAUCGAGAUCUAAAACCUGGUAAUAUCAUGAAGUUUCUCAGUGACGAUGGAAAACCAAUUUAUAAACUAACUGAUUUCGGAGCAGCAAGAGAAUUACAUGAAGAUCAAGAGUUCAUGUCAUUAUAUGGAACUGAAGAAUAUUUACAUCCUCACAUGUAUGAGCGGGCAGUCUUGCGAAAACCUGUAGCCAAAACAUUUGGUGCUACUGUUGAUUUAUGGUCAAUUGGUGUUACAUUAUACCAUGUAGCUACUGGUAAUUUACCAUUUAGACCAUAUGGUGGACGACGAAAUAAAGAAACUAUGCAUUAUAUAACAACAGAAAAAGCAUCUGGAGUCUUAUCAGGAGUACAAACAUCUGAAAAAGGUUCUAUAACAUGGAGUAGAGAUUUACCAAAAAAUUGUCAAUUAAGUGAUGGCUGUAAAAAGCUUAUCACACCAAUUUUGGCUGGCCUAUUAGAAUUAGAGCCUCAACGAAUAUGGAGUUUUGAUAAAUUUUUUGCUGAAGUAACUAAAACUUUAGAUAGAAGGUUACUACAUAUUUUUCACACUAAUCGUGUACAAAAUAUACGUGUAUAUUUACAUCCUGAUGAAACAUACGAAAGACUUCAGUGUUUAAUUCAAGAACAAACUGAAAUAUCUCCAGUUAAUCAGAUACUUUUGUACAAAUCUACCUACCUUUUAUGUGAAGUAGGCUUAGACCUUCCUGGUAGAUCUUAUAAACCAACUGAAAUUCAUAAGCCUAUUUUACUUUUCAGCAAAGAAAAUAAUAAUGUUACUUUAAUACCCGAUGGAGACAUACCCAAUUUUCCAAAAUUUCCUGAUAUGUCACUACCAAAACUGACAUCUGUAGAUAGUGAUGCCGGAUUAGCUAAAACAGCGUGUAGUGUCGGACAUGUAUGUAAAAAACGUGUAGAGAAAUUAUCACAGAAUAGUCAACUGAUUAACAAAUGUGUGCAUGUUUUUACAAAAAUUGUUACUGAAAAACUUAAAUCUGUUUUGAGCAAGAGUGAUCAUUUACAAAGUGUAUUUAAGUGUACGAAAUAUUUUGUUGAGAUUUCUAUAAGAGGUCAAAAAAGUGUUAACAACAUGAUUGGAAUAAAAAAUAUUUCUACUGACCUAAAAGAUGAAUUGGAAAAAUUAAGUGAUGAAUUAAAUAAUAGUUUAAGUUUAGCUAUACAACAAUUGUACCAACGAUAUGUCAAAGAAAAAACAUUAACUAGAGAAUGGCAAUCAGCUACUAGAACAUUUAAAUGUCCAAAUAAGAACAGAGCCCCUGCAAGAAUCAAAACACUUGUUGAAAGACUGAGAGAUUCAUGGCAACAUUUAUUAAGAGAUCGUGCCACACGUAGUCUUACAUAUAAUGAUGAGCAAUUUCAUGUGUUAGAAAUAAUUAAGAUAACAGAGACCAGCCGUAGAGCUCGAACUUUACUUGAGACGGAUGUUCAGCCUGUAGUUACUCAGUUAGCUGACUGUAUGGCAGAUUGGUACAAAAUGGCACAGACGGUCUACUUACAGGCACAAAUAUUGGACAAGGAUUUUGAUACAUUUGAGCACCGCCUAUUAGGAUUUAUAGAACGUGCAAAUGAUAUAGAUGCAUCAUUUCAUGAUGGUCUUAUUAAUGUUGCAAAGGUGAAAUUUACAUCAAGUGGUGCCAAACACGCUGGUCGAAUAAGUGCUCAAGAUAUUCAGGCACUUAGAGCCAGUUUAAGAGGUCUACGUGAUAUUGAUGACCUUGUAUCUGAUAUUAAGAGCAAUAAUGAUAUGCUCAAACAUAUAACUGAACCUAGUAAAUGUUGUGACUGAAUAUUAUUUAAAAAAAAAUAUAUUGUAAAUAAUUUAUUUUCACGAUACUUCUGAAACAUUAAUUUGUACAAAUA